Molecule: messenger RNA, 1248 nt
Organism: Daldinia childiae
Lineage: Eukaryota; Fungi; Ascomycota; Sordariomycetes; Xylariales; Hypoxylaceae
Exons: 1
Coding region: 1-1248 (415 amino acids)
Biological process (GO): SCF-dependent proteasomal ubiquitin-dependent protein catabolic process
Cellular component (GO): SCF ubiquitin ligase complex
Source: RefSeq, a predicted model, not a curated record
AUGUCUGACGAAAAACCCUCCAUUUCUACCCUUGCAAAAAUAGCAGAAAGCGAGCCCCAGAACUUACAAGCUCAUGCCGACAAAGUUGCAUCUCUAGAGUUUUUCGGCGAUGAUGCUUCUCAUCAUACACUAUUCAAGGAUUUAAAAUUCCCCAACCUUGAGACUCUUUGGCUAGAUGCCUCGGACCACAAUGACGACACAUCUCUGGAACCGUAUCUUCAACCUAAGCUGAAGCGCUUUAUCUUCUACGGAGGGCCCAUCUCAGAUUCCUUCCUAGACAAGCUGCAGACUUCUUGUCCGCUCCUAGAAGAGCUACUCAUCGAUAACCCGCGGGACCUCAUCUCCCCUGAGGGUUUCCUUCAGCUCCUUAACGGCGCUAAGAAUCUAAAGCGAAUAUCAGUUAUGUACGGCAUGAGCCGAGCCGUAACAGACUCCGUCAUUAUUGCUCUCGCUACAAAGCCCGGCCUUGAAAUUCUAGAGUUCCAGGAACUCAUUACUGCAGAACUGGCCUCGAGAAUCGUCACAGAACAAUCCCGGAACGACGUCGAGGAAAAGCUUCUUCCGCAAUUUCGUGAAUUCAUCUGUGUUGCGGAGCCUGGAGGACUUACGAGCCUACUGCCGUAUCUAUCUAAACUUACUCGCCUAGAAGCGAAUAUCGUAUAUGAAGGUUUUCCUUUAACCACGGUGCAGGACCGCGUAGUCCACAGUAUCGGCUCGCAAUGUAUUAACCUACAGAAUUUAAGGUUGGAAUACAGAGCUAUAGAGGGUCAACAUAUUCAUAUCCCCUCGGAGGCUCUCGUCAAGCUAGCGCAGGGGCUUGGCAAGUUAGAGGAGCUCAGCAUUUCUGGCAAUAAGGUCGAAGCUCCAGAAUUCGGUGAUUCUCAAUUUGCCAGUAUAAUACAAGCCCAGCCGCGCCUCAAGGUCCUACAUUUGAAAUUCAUAUGCUACCUUACGGAAUCUUCAUUGAUAGAGGCUGCCAAGAACGGCGGCACGAGGCUAGAGGAACUCGAGCUCAACGGGACUUACAAUCUUCUAAAUCUAGCAGAUAGUCAUGUUUCGCUUCCCCAGUUGUUGUCGCUCGAGCUUGGGCAACUGGCGUCCCUUUCUUCCGCAGAAGAUGCGAUAACUAGAGAAGCAGCUAAUAUUGCUCAACUUCUAAAGAAGAUCGCGCCUAGAUUGGAAUAUUUUGACGUGGUGUCUGGGAAUACCGUUAGUGAUAUGGUAUCGUACGAGCUGGAUGAAAUAUAA